Messenger RNA from Sungouiella intermedia, 1665 nucleotides. Lineage: Eukaryota; Fungi; Ascomycota; Pichiomycetes; Serinales; Metschnikowiaceae. The record is from the annotation of a GenBank genome assembly.
AUGUUCUCGGCUGCUCGCUCAGAUACCCUUUUUCUCGGCGGAGAGAAAGUCAGUGGCGAUGAUGUCAGAAACCAGAACGUCAUGGCUGCUCUUUCUGUCGCCAAUGUCGUCAAGUCGUCCUUGGGCCCGGUAGGUUUGGACAAGAUGUUGGUCGAUGAUAUUGGAGACGUGACCGUCACCAACGACGGUGCCACUAUUUUGUCGCUCUUGGAUGUCCAGCACCCAGCAGGUAAGAUCUUGGUGGAGUUGGCCCAGCAGCAAGACCGUGAGGUUGGAGAUGGUACCACGUCGGUUGUGAUCAUUGCAUCUGAAUUGUUGAAAAGAGCAAAUGAAUUGGUCAGAAACCAAAUACAUCCUACCACCAUCAUCACAGGCUACAGAUUGGCGUUGAGAGAGGCUAUCCGGUUUAUCAAAGAGGUUCUCUCGCAAGACGUGAACGAUUUGGGUAAGGAAUGUAUGGUGAGCAUUGCUAAGACGUCGAUGCUGUCGAAAAUCAUUGGCUCUGACUCGGAUUUCUUUGGUAGAAUGGUGGUGGAUGCCAUGUUGGCCGUCAAGACCACCAACCCUAAAGGUGAGACCAAAUACCCCGUUAAGGCCGUCAACAUCUUAAAGGCACACGGUAAAUCUUCCACAGAGUCCAUUUUGGUGGAUGGAUAUGCAUUGAACUGUACUGUUGCAUCGCAGGCUAUGGUGAAGAGCGUGAAAAACGCCCGUAUCGCGUGCUUGGAUUUGAACUUACAGAAGGCUCGUAUGGCGAUGGGUGUGCAAAUCAACAUCGACGAUCCAGAUCAGUUGGAGGAGAUCAGAAAGCGUGAAUAUGGCAUCAUCAUCGAGCGCAUCCGCAAGAUUAUCAACGCCGGUGCAAAUGUGGUGUUGACCACCAAGGGUGUCGAUGACUUGUGCUUGAAGGAGUUUGUUGAGGUGGGUGCUAUCGCCGUCAGAAGAUGUAAGAAGGAGGACUUGAGAAGAAUCGCCAGAGCCACUGGUGCCACGCUCGUGGGAACCUUGGCCAACUUGGAGGGCGAAGAGACUUUUGAGUCGUCCUACUUGGGUCAGGCCGAGGAGGUUGUACAGACGAAAAUCAGUGACGAUGAAUGUAUCUUAAUCAAGGGUACCAAGCAGCACUCGUCCUCGUCAAUCAUCUUGCGUGGACCUAACGACUACUCGUUGGAUGAGAUGGAGAGAUCGAUCCAUGACUCAUUGUGUGUGGUGAAGAGAGCAUUGGAGAGUGGAAACGUUGUUCCUGGAGGAGGAGCUGUGGAAGCUGCGCUUAACAUAUAUUUGGAGAGUUUUGCUACCACUGUAGGCUCCAGAGAACAGUUGGCUAUUGCUGAGUUUGCCAAUGCCUUGUUGAUCAUACCAAAGACUUUGGCGGUUAACGCUGCCAAGGACUCGUCCGAUUUGAUUGCCAAGUUGAGAACAUACCACGCGGCAUCCCAGACAGCAAUGAAGGGCGACUUAAAGCGCAAGAAGUACAAGAACUACGGGUUGGACUUGAUCAACGGACGCAUUGUCAACGAGGUAUUGCACGGUGUGUUGGAGCCCACCGUGUCGAAGAUCAAGUCGUUGAAAUCUGCCUUGGAGGCAUGUAUUUCCAUUUUGAGAAUCGAUACCAUGAUCACGGUUGCUCCGGAGCCUCCUAAGGAAGAUCCUCAUCAACAUUAA